AUGUAUAGACCGACCACGACAAACCAGUGGUGGUUCUGUGGCCAGCUUUUCGCGCAGGCUAUCCUAAGUCUCGCAGUUGCAACAUAUAUUCUCAUUGAAUGGCAAUCAUGGGUAACACCACUUAUAACCCAAGUCACCGUUUCUUACACCGUCCCAAUCGGCCUCGGAAUCGUUAUAUUCGCCGUUCUAUUCACAUUCAUUCUGUCGCUGGAUGCAAUUCAUCACCAAAACAAUGCUCUCCUCGUCGCCAUCUGCAUCUGCAACACGUGCCUCUUGGUCUUCUCCAUUAUGCGUUAUUCGUCGAUACGAGGGAUAACGAACGGUCUUUAUUUGUCUCGUUAUCAGAAGCCAACUUUGGUGGAUACCUCUAGAAAUCUCUGGCCUCGCAUUCAAUCAGCCGAGAUCAUCCUAUCAGUCAUCGUGGGUAUCAGCAGUCUGAGCUUGUGGCUCUCUGCAUAUUUCCUGCGCAAAGAGUUUUCAUGGACAAUUUACAAGAGUGUCCAUGGCAGUCUACAGACUAGAAAGCGUUACAGGGCUUAUGAGAUAUACAUUGUCCUGAUCAAGCUGAUCUUUUUCUUCCUGACCGGCUUCAUUAUCCAAUACAACCUGAUCGAUGUUCAUUUCGACGAACCCGAGUAUAGCCUGACGAUGGCUUUGAUACCAGCUGCAUUCAUUAUGAUUAUGCUCGGUAUCUAUUUUGUGAAACAUGAGAAGACAUACCCUAUGAUUCCUAUUCUACUAUGCUACCUAGGUCUGAUCGCAUACCUCCUCAGCCGGAUAGUACUUCUAUGCGGCCAUACACGACGCUCAAAUACGGCCGGAAAGGACAUGAUGAUAUUGUUUGCGUUUGCUGCUUUAGUGUCAACCCUAUCCACGUUUUGUUGUGCCGUUGUCUGCGUAUUUAAUUUCGACAACGGAUUAAAAGGUGUCGACAAGUGGAGAAAACAAGUUGCACGAGAGUCGUCCUUGUUUCACAGUCGCGGCUAUGGCUCUGCAGGUUAUGGUUUACCGUCGGAUUCACAUUCACUGUCGAGAUUAUCCCGUGAAUAA
Molecule: messenger RNA, 1050 nt
Organism: Penicillium crustosum
Lineage: Eukaryota; Fungi; Ascomycota; Eurotiomycetes; Eurotiales; Aspergillaceae
Exons: 4
Coding region: 1-1050 (349 amino acids)
Cellular component (GO): Golgi apparatus
Source: RefSeq, a predicted model, not a curated record